Molecule: messenger RNA, 252 nt
Organism: Phytophthora nicotianae INRA-310
Lineage: Eukaryota; Oomycota; Peronosporomycetes; Peronosporales; Peronosporaceae
Exons: 2
Coding region: 1-252 (83 amino acids)
Source: RefSeq, a predicted model, not a curated record
AUGACGUACUACCGGUUCGGGCAGCGGCUCAAGAUGACGCGUGCAGUGGCCAGGGCAAUGGCGCGCUCCUCCGCGGGCAAGCAGAACUCGGCCACUAUCGAGAAGCUGGUGCAGACCAGCAAAAACCGCUUUGGCAGCGCUGUGGCUCGGCCGCUGGGCGCCGCUCUCGCGACGUUCCUGGACUCAGGUGUCGCGUUCAACACAUCGUCAGAGUUCCUGUACUUCGACGGCGAAGACGACGACGGAACGUAA